Molecule: messenger RNA, 1435 nt
Organism: Carlito syrichta (Philippine tarsier)
Lineage: Eukaryota; Metazoa; Chordata; Mammalia; Primates; Tarsiidae
Gene: DPEP1
Product: dipeptidase 1 (renal)
Exons: 10
Coding region: 1-1233 (410 amino acids)
Biological process (GO): proteolysis
Molecular function (GO): metallodipeptidase activity
Source: RefSeq, a predicted model, not a curated record
AUGUGGGCCAGCUGGUUGCUCUGGCCUCUAAUGGCCGUCUGUGCUGCGGACUCCUUCCGGGACCAGGCUGAGAGAAUCAUGCGGGACAAGCCUGUCAUUGACGGGCACAACGACCUGCCCUGGCAGCUGCUGAGCCUGUUCAACAACCGGCUGCAGGACCCAAAAGCCAACCUGACCACUCUGGCCAACACACACACCAACAUCCCCAAGCUGAGGGCUGGCUUUGUGGGGGGCCAGUUCUGGUCUGCGUACACACCCUGCGACACCCAGAACAAAGACGCUGUGAGGAGGACACUAGAGCAGAUGGAUGUCAUCCACCGCAUGUGCCAGGCAUACCCUGAGACCUUCCUGUGUGUCACCAACAGCACAGGCAUCCGGCAGGCCUUCCAGGAAGGGAAGGUGGCCAGUCUGAUAGGUGUGGAGGGUGGCCACUCCAUCGACAGUAGCCUGGGCGUCCUGCGGGCAUUCUACCACCUGGGCAUGCGGUACCUGACCCUCACCCACAGCUGCAACACACCCUGGGCUGACAACUGGCUAGUGGACAAGGGCGAUGACAAGGCCCAGAGUCACGGCCUGUCGCCCUUUGGGAAGCGCGUGGUGAAGGAGAUGAACCGCCUGGGCGUCAUCAUUGACUUGGCCCACGUGUCUGUGGCCACGAUGAAGACUGCCCUGCAGCUGUCCAAGGCCCCAGUCAUUUUCAGCCACUCCUCAGCCUACAGCCUGUGUGCAAAUAGGCGCAACGUGCCCGACGAUGUGUUGCUGCUGGUGAAGCAAACAGAGAGCCUGGUGAUGGUGAACUUCUACAACGACUAUGUCUCCUGCCAGAAGGAGGCCAAGCUGCUCCAAGUGGCCGACCACCUGGACUACAUCAAGAAGGUGGCAGGAGCUGGGGCCGUAGGCUUUGGCGGGGACUUUGAUGGUGUUUCCAGGCUCCCCGAGGGGCUGGAGGAUGUCUCCAAGUACCCAGACCUGAUUGCCGAGCUGCUCAGGAGAAACUGGACAGAGGCGGAGGUCAGGGGUGCACUGGCUGAUAACCUGCUGCGGGUCUUUGAGGCAGUGGAGGAGGCCAGCAAUCACAUGCAGACCCCCGAGGAAGAGCCCAUCCCGCUGGACAAGCUGGGCAGCUCCUGCAGGACGCAGUAUGGCUACUCAGAGGCUUCCAGUUUCCACUGCCCGUGGAGGGCCCUGCUGGCCUCCCUCACUGCUCUGAUCUUCAGCCUGUGUCUUCUGUGACAUCCUGGAGACCAGGGCCCCUUUCAGGGCUCCUGGAGCUCAGGGCAGAUUGACCCAUCUGAGAGCCCAGGACUCUAGGAACCCUACUGCCCACACACAACGGCUGGCCUCCUGCCAGCUGGUACCUGGGUCCACCUGGGGGCAGAACACCUGGAGAUAGCUCAGGACAGACACACAGUGGACCCUCAAUAAAGGCAAUGAC